Messenger RNA from Rhea pennata, 1514 nucleotides. It is a transcript of the gene PIGC, whose product is annotated as phosphatidylinositol glycan anchor biosynthesis class C. Lineage: Eukaryota; Metazoa; Chordata; Aves; Rheiformes; Rheidae. The transcript has 2 exons. The record is from RefSeq and is a predicted model, not a curated record. Gene Ontology annotation, biological process: GPI anchor biosynthetic process. Gene Ontology annotation, cellular component: glycosylphosphatidylinositol-N-acetylglucosaminyltransferase (GPI-GnT) complex; membrane. Bases 140 to 1393 code for a protein of 417 amino acids.
CGCUGCCACGGCCGCGCCGGCGAGCUCCCCCCGCGAAGGCUGCGCUGGCGGGAGCGGGGCCUUGCGCCCGGCCUGUAGCACCCGGCCGUGCAGCCCGGCUCUCCGGCUCCUCCGUGGAUUAGGGAUUAACUAAAAGCCGAUGCAAAAGGGAGGAGGGGAGGAUCCCGCUUCCUCUCGGUCCCCCUCUCCGGGGGGGUCGGCACCGCAUUCCCCCGCAGAGCUGCGCGGUGCCGGGCGGGAGCGCCGCGCGCCUCCGACGGGACACGGGGACGGGGGUGCCCGGCUUUGCCCUCUUCGGCGGGGGUUUCAGCGCCCGCAGUGCGAGCAGGCUGCCCCAGGGGAGUCCAGCGCUGUGGGUUACUUGCCGGAGGAAGCCUCAGCCAGAGGAGGAGCAGGACCUCACGAAGCUACUGCCACAGGUGUUCCCAGGAUCCCUGUCUUAUGCCUGCAGCACUCCCAGGCACACUCAGAGGCGAUCGGACCAAGCACUGAUAGAAGAAUGGUCUGUGCCCAGGUGGCGACCAGCCCCACGAGGCGCUGGCAGAAGGUGCUGUAUGAGCGCCAGCCUUUCCCGGAUAACUAUGUGGACCAGCGGUUCCUGGAAGAGCUACGGAAGAACAUCCAUGCCCGCCAGUACCAGUACUGGGCCGUAGUCUUUGAGUCGGGAGCAGUGGCACAGCAGCUGUGCAGCGUCUGUGUCUUCGUUGUUACCUGGUGGUAUAUGGAUGCCGGGAUGCUGAGCCCACAGGGGCUUUUUGGGGCAGGCCUGGUCUCUUCCCUACUUGGCUACGUCUUGUUCAAUGUCAUUGAUGCUGGGGUCGGGCAGCAAGGGAGCAGGCGGACGUGGUGGGCCGACCUGAAGAGCACCCUGGUGUUCAUUGCCUUCACCUAUGGCUUUUCACCAGUGCUUAAGACACUGACAGAGUCGAUCAGCACGGACACCAUCUACGCCAUGUCGGCCUUCAUGCUCCUUGGCCACCUCAUCUUCUUCGACUACGGUGCUAACGCUGCCAUUGUAUCCAGCACGUUGUCACUCAACAUGGCCAUCUUUGCCUCUGUGUGCCUAGCAUCCCGCCUGCCUCGCUCCAUGCAUGCCUUCGUUAUGGUCACCUUUGCCAUGCAGAUCUUCGCUCUCUGGCCUAUGCUCCAGAAGAAGCUGAAAGCCCAGACACCCCGAUGCUAUGUGGUGGUCACCACACUCUUUGCACUGGCAGCACUGGCAGGACUGAUGACCAUUUCCAGUGUGGGUGCUGUUCUCUUUGCCUUGCUGCUGCUCUGUAUUUCCUGCCUCUGCCCCUACUGUCUCAUUCGGCUUCAGCUGUUCAAGGACAAUAUUCAUGGGCCAUGGGAUGAGGCUGAGAUCAAGGAAGAUCUCUCCAGGUUCCUCAUGUAGGCCUAGCUCAGAGGAAAAGGGGGAGGGAGAGAGGGAAGAAGGGACCCUCUGCUGUAAGCAACACAAAGGUUGCUUUCUGAGAGACUAGACACCUUGUCCAAUAAAGCUUCUUGCAUGGAAA